This is a messenger RNA of Lactuca virosa, 1078 nucleotides long. The record is from the annotation of a GenBank genome assembly. Lineage: Eukaryota; Viridiplantae; Streptophyta; Magnoliopsida; Asterales; Asteraceae.
AUGGUGCCACUUCAUUUUCUCCAACUAUUCUUGUCUCGGAACAACAGCCAAAUAACUUCUCCAAUAAUUUUCCUACCAAUCGGGGAGGUUUCCAUAAUCGAGGAGCUCGUAAUGGGGGGCGAAACGGAGGACGUGGCGGUAGAGGCAGAGGUCGUGGGGGCGGACGAUGGUCUCAUCAGCAACCGGCGGGAACAUCUUCAACUGUUUAAACACCCCCUGGUUGGGGUUUCGGGUGGUUUCCGUUUAAUUCCGUUGGCCGGGGCUUACUUUCAUCUCCUGUUCCACAAUCAUUCCAGUCAGCCCCACAACAACAGUGGGCUGUGUCGCCUCAAUUCCGCCCUCAAGUUCAACAAAGUUCAUUGGUCCAACCAGAUCAUCAAGCAUACUUUGUUCAUCAUACUGGCAACACUCCUGCUCCAUGGGCCCAUAACUUCUGCUCCGAUCACCUCUCUUGACCCUACUCCACCGAGUUCGCCUCCUCCAGUGAUUAACGAACCCUUAUCGUCUGCUGAUUCUUCUUCGUUCAAUAGCCCCUACUUUACCACUGUAUCAUCUCCGUUGUCACCCAAUAAUUUUACUUCCUCCGCCACUUCCACUCAUCCUAUGGUUACCCGUGCUCGUGCCGGUAUCAUAGAUCUGUACGUGGUGUUCGCUGUCUUCACCGCUCUGAUUCAGGUGGGUUAUAUGGCCAUUGUUGGCUCCUUUCCAUUCAACUCCUUUCUCUCAGGUGUACUCUCUUGUGUAGGAACAGCUGUUCUUGCAGUUUGUCUUCGUAUCCAAGUAAACAAAGAAAACAAGGAAUUUAAGGAUUUGCCUCCUGAGCGUGCUUUUGCGGAUUUUGUUUUGUGCAAUUUGGUGCUGCAUUUGGUGAUCAUGAACUUUCUUGGAUAAAAUUAGGUCUCGAGUUUAUUGCAUCAAAAGAUUAUAUAAACUAAAUUUUCGAUAUUGAGGAUUAGCUGAAUAUCUCUAGGCUCUUUGCUACAUUAUGCUUGAUAUGUAUAACAUUCAAACCUUUUUUAUUUGCCAAAGGAAAACUUUUAUCCCUUAAUGCUAAUUUACAAGAGUUUCAAAGUGUUUA